AUUCUUUGUUAAUUUAUGAUCCUAAUUUGUUGGGCCUUUUAAAAUUCCGAAGUCCCUCAUUUUUCUGUUUUAAAAGCCUGCCACUGUCUCUCAGCUUCGUCUUCCUUCUUCAUCUUUCUGCUCCAUAGGUCGCUUUUCAACUCAGUUCCGUGCUCUUGUUUUAGCACUUGAAAUCAAGGGGAAAAAAAUGGGGAUCAUUGAGAGGAUUAAAGAAAUUGAAGCCGAGAUGGCUCGAACCCAGAAAAAUAAGGCAACAGAAUACCAUCUUGGCCAGCUCAAGGCAAAGAUUGCAAAGCUAAGGACUCAAUUACUAGAGCCACCAAAAGGUUCUAGUGCAGGUGGAGAUGGUUUUGAAGUUACAAAAUUUGGUCAUGGACGUGUAGCACUAAUAGGAUUUCCAAGUGUGGGGAAAUCAACCCUUUUAACAAUGUUAACAGGAACUCAUUCAGAAGCUGCAUCUUAUGAGUUCACAACACUUACAUGCAUUCCUGGUAUCAUACACUACAACGAUACUAAGAUUCAACUACUUGAUCUUCCUGGAAUUAUUGAAGGUGCUUCUGAAGGCAAAGGACGUGGGAGGCAGGUUAUUGCUGUUGCCAAGUCGUCGGAUCUUGUGCUUAUGGUUCUUGAUGCCUCUAAAAGUGAGGGUCAUCGCCAGAUAUUAACCAGGGAACUGGAAUCUGUGGGUCUGCGUUUAAACAAGAGACCUCCUCAAAUAUAUUUUAAAAAGAAAAAAACUGGAGGAAUCUCUUUCAACAGCACAUUACCUUUAACUCAUGUGGAUGAGAAACUCUGUUAUCAAAUUUUACAUGAAUACAAAAUUCACAAUGCAGAGGUUCUAUUUCGCGAGGAUGCUACCGUGGAUGAUCUUAUUGAUGUCAUUGAAGGAAACCGCAAAUAUAUCAAGUGUGUUUAUGUUUACAACAAGAUAGAUGUCAUUGGCAUUGAUGAUGUGGAUAAGUUAGCGCGGCGGCCGAAUUCUGUUGUCAUAAGCUGCAAUCUGAAGCUGAACUUGGAUAGACUGCUUUCGAAGAUGUGGGAAGAGAUGGGGCUUGUGAGAGUAUAUACAAAACCACAAGGCCAGCAACCUGAUUUCAGUGAUCCCGUGGUUCUCUCUGCCGAUAGGGGUGGCUGCACAGUGGAAGACUUUUGUAAUCACAUUCAUAGAAAUUUGAUAAAGGAUGUCAAAUAUGUUCUAGUCUGGGGCACUAGUGCAAGGCACUACCCUCAACAUUGUGGCCUUGGGCAUGUUCUGCAGGAUGAAGAUGUUGUUCAGAUUGUCAAGAAAAAGGAAAAAGAGGAAGGAGGAAGAGGCCGCUUCAAAUCACAUUCAACAGCUCCAGCUCGAAUAUCUGAUAGACAGAAGAAAGCUCCCUUGAAGACCUAACCAUGUCCAACAUCAGACAAUAUGAAAGGUACACUAUUGUAUUUCGAGUAAGUUUAUAUUAUCUUAUUAGGGUUUGAUCCGUGAUAACGAAAUGAAGAGUUCAACACUUCACCAACAGCCUCUGCACGGCCGUUGGCGAAGGCAACCGGUGUGUAAAUUACGAGCUGUAUGUUGAUGUGUAGUUGACAUAUGAAUUGUUAAUCUUCCAGUUAUGAUAUCCAUCUAGGUUAAAACUUAAAA
Molecule: messenger RNA, 1627 nt
Organism: Gossypium arboreum
Lineage: Eukaryota; Viridiplantae; Streptophyta; Magnoliopsida; Malvales; Malvaceae
Product: developmentally-regulated G-protein 2-like
Exons: 12
Coding region: 188-1387 (399 amino acids)
Biological process (GO): cytoplasmic translation
Cellular component (GO): cytoplasm
Molecular function (GO): GTPase activity; GTP binding
Source: RefSeq, a predicted model, not a curated record